Apis mellifera (honey bee) is the source of this 2756-nucleotide messenger RNA. Its product is annotated as zinc finger protein 665. The transcript is spliced from 2 exons. Gene Ontology annotation, cellular component: chromosome. Gene Ontology annotation, biological process: regulation of transcription by RNA polymerase II. The coding region runs from base 405 to 2087 and encodes 560 amino acids. The record is from RefSeq and is a predicted model, not a curated record. Gene Ontology annotation, molecular function: chromatin insulator sequence binding. Lineage: Eukaryota; Metazoa; Arthropoda; Insecta; Hymenoptera; Apidae.
GUAUAUAAGCUUCAUUUUGUAAAUGCGACUUAACUAUUUUCAUAUUUAUUUGUCUCGCCCUAUCAUUUAUUUCUGCAAUUUUUCUUUUAUUUUUUUUUUUUAUUUCUAAUUUCACAUCAUCCUCCACACUCUAAUUUAAACAUUCUAAACACUCUUACACGAAAUCAAUGAAUAAUUGUAAUUCCUUGAUUAAACAAGAAUAUAAUAGUGCGGAAUAAAAGAAAGAAAAAAAGAACUCGUUCCAAAAAAAAAAAACCCUCGCGUAUCUCGCGAACACCACAAACUUCUAUUUAGACACAAUUGCAUAGAAAGACGGCUUAGACGAGCAGGAACGCGUGUGCGGCAAGAGGAUCCUCACCACGGACUCGUCCGGCCGUUUCAUCGUUGGCAAGGACUCGACCCCCAUGCAACUUUGGCAGCACGUCGACUCCAACGGUAAACUGCACUACUCGUUGUUGCCCGCGUCGAACGACGACGCGAAGAAGCCGGAAGAAAGCUUGGACGUUCCCCCCACCCUCGUCAAAAUGGAGCAGGACGAGGAGCAACGGAGCGAUCGUUACGAUUGCGUCCACUUGUGCGAGGUGGAUUUUCACACUUGCGACAAGUGCGGCAUGAAGUUUCCCGCGGAGAGCAUGUUAAACAGACACAAGAUCUCCCACAAGUGGAAUCUCUGCCGGCUUCGUGGAAAACGUUGGAGCAACGGGGGUGGUCACCGGUCGAAGGGAAGAUCGGCGGGUAAGAAAUCGAGGCGGAGAUACGAUUGCACGUCGUGCGACUUUAGUUGCAGCAAGAUGUGCUCGUUGACUGUCCACGUGAGGAAGAAGCACGGAGGCACGGCGAAGGAAGAUUCGAAGAGUAAAAUCUUGUGCGUGAUUUGCGACAGGAAAUGCGACACUCGAUCUAUCCUGAGCAAACACAUGGAGGGGCACAGGGACGGGGAAACGAGUUACUUGACGUGCAACAGUUGCAGUUUCUCGUGCAAAAGGAGCAGCACCAUGGUCUCUCACGUGGUGCAGAAUCAUCAGAAGUUGAAUAUUGAGGAAGGGAACCCGAAGAAGAGGUGCAAGGUGAAAUGCAAUGAUGAACCGAAGAAGGAGGAAUCUAAGGAAAAAACCUUAGAUUCUUUGGAGGAUAAAUACGAUUCGAGCGGCGAGUUCGAGUGCAAAGGCGAGCUUGCUUCUUCUGUCGCGACUCGAGCGACCAAGAAACAAUCGGCGAAGAAGAUGGCCGAGGAACGGUGCAAUCUCUGCGACUUCAAGUGUUCGAAAAAGAGCACCUUGUACUCGCACAAACGGCAACACAAAAUCGUGGAGAUCAGCGACGUGUACUCUUGCAACGAAUGCGUGUUCAAGACGAACAAAAAGUCGUCUUUGUACUCGCAUAUAAAGAGGAAGCACAAGGUGGCGAAAUCGUGCGCCAACGACGGCCAGCCGCAAUUGUUCUACUGCAACCAGUGCGACUACAAGAACAAGAACAAGUACGAAUUGAAGGUCCACGUGGCCAGGAAGCACACGGACGACUUCAAGUUCUCGUGCGAGACUUGCGGCAAGAAAUUCAAAGUGAAAGGUGAUCUCACUAACCACAUACGUUUCAGCCACAAGGAGCAACCGGUUAUCUGCGACGUUUGCGGGAAAACGUGUUUGAACAGCAACUCUUUGUACGUGCAUCAGAAAUUCGCCCAUUACAAGGCCAAGUACGAGUGCCAGGUGUGCAAGAGGCGGAUGGUCACCCAGGAAAAUCUGAACGAGCACAUGAUCAGGCAGCACGAGAAGAGGGAGAACGUGGUCUGCGAGGAGUGCGGGAAAACGUUCUCCAGGAACAGCAGGCUGAAAGUCCACAUGAGGAUCCACACAGGCGAUAAACCGUACACCUGCACCGUAUGCAACAAAUCGUUCGCCCGUAGAACAGCGUUGAAGCAACACUUGUUAAUUCACACUGGGAUCAGGCCUUACGUCUGCGACAUUUGCGGCAAGGCGUUCACGCAGAAGCCCGGAUUGAUCAGCCACAGGAAGUCGCAUCCCGGCUCUCAUCCUCCACUUCCUAGGGUGUUGAUCGAUCAUAUACUGAACGAAGUGAUGAACAAUUGAGAUUAGACAAUAAUUAAGGAGGAAGGCGAUCGUUCACACACACACACACAGUGAAUGGAAACGUUGUCUUGUGCAAUUAGUGCUUCUUUUCAUUUCUUAUUUGUUAGCGGACUAUGUAAAGGAUUAAGAUACUUUUAAGAUAUUAAAAUAGGGAUAUACAGAUUAUCUGUGUUAUUUUUACAGUUUAUUAGCUUUAUUAAAAUCCUCGCUGGAUGGAGAUUUAUUUGUAAAGGGAUACUUUGUACAAGUAUCAUUACAAUGGACUGUAUGUUGCUGAGAACGUAGAAGACAUGAGGAAAGAAAUAUUUGAUUUUCCUAUCAUCUUAGAAUUUUUAUGCCCCAAUCUCAAUAAAUAUUAGUAUCAAACGAUGUGAAUUUCAUCUCUCAGAUUUUCUCUCAGUAACAUAGAGUGGCAUUUUCAAAUCAUUGAAAUGAUUGUUUAAAUCUUAAAGUUGCAUACGUUAAAUUAUUUAUAAAAGUAUAUAUAUAUAUAUGAUUCUAUUGUUUCCAUCUAUGUUUCGUUAUUGAACAAUUUCGCUCAUUUGUAACACUCCAGAUGUAUAUAAUACUGUCUGUAAAACGCAUUACAAGAUCUUUUUUUAUGUAAUAUAUCCAACAUUGAAUUGAAACAUUUGUUGUACGUGCAAUAGGAUUUACAUGAUCUUCUAA